UUGAUAAUGUUCAAGCGUCAGCACAAAACAUUCGGUGAAAUAUGAAAGUUAUUGUUAUCGUUUUAACUUUCAGCGCGUUCCUGUAUUGCCCAAUUGUUUGCUUCCAACAACAAAUGGAUCAGAACUCCCGAAAUGCUCAGAAUUCCCACUACGAUUCCGGAGUAAAUUUUCCAUUUCGAGAAGACGGUCACGAUCUCGGAACAACGAAGAACCGAAUAUCGUUGGGUGUGUUGGAUGAUCUAAGUACCUUCAGUGAUGCUGAUUUUGCCGAAGCUUUGUCGAAACUAUCGGACCACGAGCUAGAUAAGCUCACAAAAUUGAUGGAGGACGAAGAAGGAUCGUAUGUUGCCAUAGCUAAGAGAGAAAACGAUUAUACAGAGACUGACCCAAUGGCUGAGAUAUCAGACAAUGAUCAGAUUGCAUCUUUUAAAUCAUGGUUUUCAAGAGGAAACCCAACGAAAAGCACUGUAAAACCGACUACAAUUACUACGAGAACUACUAGGAGAACUACGACGGUACGCCUAAGGAAACCAAGAAAGAAAAUAACUCGAGUUCAACAAACCGGAGGUAAACAAACAGGCAAAAUAUUCUCCGACAGCAAAGACAUCCUGAAAUACGGCAGCGAUCGAGACACCAAGAAGGCAAUCGAUCAGAACGUUCGGGCCAGGAUCAGCUAUCUGAAGAGUAAAAUGCAAAAGCGAAUGGUGCCAAUCAAUUCUUCGCUGAAUCGAUUCGCGUCAUCAACUCUACGUCAAAAACGGGACCUGCAUCAAUUGUUUGGCGAAACGGGAUUGUCCGGAAAGCUGGAGGAUUCCUUUCCGAAUCCGAACCAAGCGACAGCACAGUUCCACAGCCCCUUGGAACCGUUGGUGCGAGUUAAAAGACAACCGGAUUGAAU
Messenger RNA from Malaya genurostris, 898 nucleotides. RefSeq lists its product as uncharacterized. The transcript has 2 exons. The record is from RefSeq and is a predicted model, not a curated record. Bases 42 to 896 code for a protein of 284 amino acids. NCBI's taxonomy places the organism in Eukaryota, Metazoa, Arthropoda, Insecta, Diptera, Culicidae.